Messenger RNA from Angiostrongylus costaricensis, 453 nucleotides. Lineage: Eukaryota; Metazoa; Nematoda; Chromadorea; Rhabditida; Metastrongylidae. The record is from the annotation of a GenBank genome assembly.
AUGUCCUCAUCAGGGGAUUUGGUUCUGAAUUCAGACGAACAUGAUCUUGAGGUGCAUUCGGCUUAUGAAGACGCUUUGGAUGAAAGUGACACAGAACUGAAGCUGUUGUGCCUGGCGGCUGCUAAACGUCUCAGGAAACAACGUUACCUUUCCCAGUUCCAAGAUGCGGCGAACAAUCCGCUGUUGAUGCAGAUCAAUCAACAAAUGCAAAUGUUAAGCCGACAGCUCUACGAUAUCGAAUCUACCAAUGCGCUACAGUUGCGAAUUAUAGCGAAGCUACUUAGUAAAUUGAUAAAGGCUCAACAAUGGCCUCGAAAUAUCCUUGCUCGCUUUUUUCGUUUUCUGCAAGUGUUGUUCAUCGUUCUUAUGGGUCCGUUCAUCGUCAAAGCUAUUCGUAGGCUCUUUUGUAAGAGUCAACAGGGGAUGGCUGUAAAUCCUUUUCGUUAUUGGUAA